UAUGUAUUUCCAAUUUAUUUAUUUUAGAGAAUACAAAAAUGGACACAUCAUCGGAUGGGAGUAAAGUACAUGAUCCUGUACUGCCGAUGUAUGUACAAAUGAAUGGGCGCAUAUUAGAAGAAGACGAUCAAUGGAAAGCUCUUUCAAGAUGGGUGAAAUUUCAGGAGGACUUAGAGGACGGAGGUCAACGCUGGAGUAAACCAUAUGUUCCUUCAUGUACAUUCUCUGUAAUGCUUGAACUGAAAGAACUGUUUGAGUCUUCAACUGUACUUCUUGGUUCAAAUAAACAAACUCUUCAAACUAUUCUAGAUUUAAAAACUAAAUCUAAGCUCAAGAAGGGUAUGGUAGGCCAAGGAGAGGAUGAGAUUGAGGGGGUGGAGGAGGAGGAGAAAAAUGAAGAAGAUGAUUUCAGGAGAGAUCGGCAUAGGGCUGAUACUUUGAAGUACAGAGAGUACAACCAGUUUGGUAGGAAAGUACCCAAAAAUGCAGAAGUUGCAAAUAUUCAGGUGGGAACUUGUGAUUUUCUAGAUGAGAUUGUGUUUGGGUUUAUCAGACUUGACGCUCCAGUUGUUUUAGAGGAUCUCAGUGCUCUACAGAAACCAACAAGGUUCCUUGUUCAAAUCCUAGGACCUGAAGGUUCUGCUGCUCAGUGUUUAGAAUUAGGUAGAGCUGUUGGAACCAUAUUCACAGAUGAGAUAUUUACUGGGCAGUAUGCUUAUAAGAGUUUAAGCACUAAACAGCUGGUGAAAGGAUUGGAGUUGUAUAUGAAGGAGCUGACUGUUUUGCCUCCAAACUGCUGGGAUCCAAAAAUUCGUUUACUCCCUCCUACAUCACCUACAACUGUUAAAAACAGACUUAUCAGCAGAGCACUCAUUCGACAGAGAUCAACCUUACAGGAAGACGACGAUAUUGAAGACGACUUUACCCACAAAGUAGAAGGUGAAAAAGGAAAACAAAACGACGGCGAUGGACUCAAGUUUACAGGUCGUCUUUUUGGAGGUUUAAUAGAAGAUGUAAAAAGAAAGAUUCCCUGGUACAAAUCUGACUUUACUGAUGCUUUCCAUGUACAGACUUUGGCCUCCAUCAUUUAUAUCUAUUUGGCCACCAUCACAAAAGCGAUAACUUUUGGAGGAUUUUUGAGCGAUAUUACAGAAGGACGUCAGGGUGUCCUUGAAUCCUUCCUUGGGCAUGCUCUAGCUGGUGGGGUCUUCUGUCUUCUUGGUGGUCAACCUCUUACUGUUCUUGGUUGCACAGGACCAGUGCUGAUAUUUGAAAAGAUUUUGGUCGAGUUUUGUAGUUCAUAUGAGCUUGAAUACCUAACUAUUCGGCUGUGGAUUGGGCUUUGGUCUGCUCUUUUCUGCUUAGUAAUAGUAGCAACUGAUUCAUCAGCAAUAGUAAGGUAUUUUACGAGAUUUACAGAGGAGUCAUUUGCAGCUCUUGUUGGGGUCAUCUUUAUCGUUGAAUCUUUAAAGAAGGUUUACAAAAUGGGAAAAAAGUAUAAAGUUCAUCGUGGUUAUGAUCCCAAUGAACUAUUUGAUGAAUCUUGCAAAUGUAUUUCAAGUCAACCACAGAAUGUCAGCAAUGUUAGGAAUAUAACUGAAAUUGAUUGGAAUAAUUUAACUGUAUCUCAGUGUAAAAAGUAUGGAGGAGAACUAGUUGGAUCCUCCUGUGCAUAUGUUCCUGAUGUUUUCCUUUUUUCCGUUAUACUCUUUGCUGGAACAUAUAUCCUGUGUUCCUCUAUGAAAAAGUUCAAAUUCUCAACUUUGUUUCCAACAAUGGUUCGUUCCCUUAUAAGUGAUUAUGCAGUGAUUCUUACAAUUUUAAUUUUUGUUGGAGUGGAUUCAUGGUUUGACCUUGCUACUCCUAAGCUCAUCGUUCCUACUUUAUUCAAGCCAACAAGAUCUGAUAUCAGAGGCUGGAUAAUACCUUUCAUGGAUCCUAAUUCUCCUUGGUAUAUAUAUCUCGGAGCAAGCGUCCCUGCGUUGCUACUAACUAUCUUACUCUUUAUGGAUCAGCAAAUUACUUCUGUUAUAGUCAACAGGAAAGAGCAUAAGCUUAAGAAAGGAGCAGGUUACCACCUGGACAUGCUAAUUGUUGGUGUAAUGAUGGCAGUUUGCUCAGUACUGGGUCUACCAUGGUGUGUAGCGGCAACUGUGCUUUGCUUAGGCCACGUGGACAGUUUAAAGAUGGAUACUGAAUCAAGCGCACCGGGAGAAACUCCGCAAUUUCUUGGAAUAAGAGAACAAAGGGUUACUGGUUGCAUGGUCUUCAUACUAACAGGAUUAUCGGUUAAAUUAGCGCCAAUACUCAAGUUCAUACCGAUGCCAGUAUUAUAUGGUGUUCUCUUGUACAUGGGGGUAAACACUCUUCAUGGAAUGCAGUUUGUUGACCGUCUGUUUCUGCUUGUAAUGCCUGCCAAGCAUCAACCUGAUUACCUCUACCUGCGUCAUGUACCACUGAAAAAGGUUCAUUUGUUCACUUUGAUUCAAGUAUUUGCACUUGCAGCUCUUUGGGUCAUCAAAUCCACUCCAGCUUCCCUUAUCUUUCCAUUACUGGUGCUAGCUUUAGUUGGAUUCAGGAAAGCUAUGGAUUUCUUUCCAAGAAUAUUCAGUCAAAAGGAACUUUUCUGGUUAGACAACUUGAUGCCCCAGUCAGAAGGGAAUAAAAAGAAAAAGAAAAAUAUGAAAAAGAAGAAACAUAAAGAAGAAGAAAACUCAGAUUUCAAAACAAAUUGUAGAAAAGAGGAACUGAUGGGACUAACUGGAAAAACGUCAGAUGUUUAAAAUUUCUUCAAGAAGUUUUAAACGAAAACAUGUGUGAUGUAAUUGAUUUUUAAUGUAUAA
Molecule: messenger RNA, 2843 nt
Organism: Eurytemora carolleeae
Lineage: Eukaryota; Metazoa; Arthropoda; Copepoda; Calanoida; Temoridae
Product: sodium bicarbonate cotransporter 3
Biological process (GO): transmembrane transport; regulation of intracellular pH; bicarbonate transport
Cellular component (GO): plasma membrane
Molecular function (GO): solute:inorganic anion antiporter activity; sodium:bicarbonate symporter activity; monoatomic anion transmembrane transporter activity
Source: RefSeq, a predicted model, not a curated record